Hibiscus syriacus is the source of this 1962-nucleotide messenger RNA. RefSeq names its product cation/H(+) antiporter 4-like. Gene Ontology annotation, cellular component: membrane; endomembrane system. The transcript is spliced from 2 exons. Gene Ontology annotation, molecular function: antiporter activity. NCBI's taxonomy places the organism in Eukaryota, Viridiplantae, Streptophyta, Magnoliopsida, Malvales, Malvaceae. The coding region runs from base 1 to 1962 and encodes 653 amino acids. The record is from RefSeq and is a predicted model, not a curated record. Gene Ontology annotation, biological process: proton transmembrane transport; regulation of pH.
AUGGACGUGAGGUUGGCACUCACUACAACAAGGAGAGCCCUAGUGAUUGGCGUUGUUUCCCUUUUAUGUCCUCUUGUUGUUAGUAUAAUUGUUCAUGAUGCCUACGGAUUGCCUAAUCAAAGUGAAUAUAUAACAAUGGAACGUGUAGUUGAGACAAUCACUGAAUCCGUGACAUAUUUUUCAGUCGUCGCAUGGCUGCUCGGCGAGCUCAAGAUCCUAAAUUCAGAGCUGGGACGACUGGCCUUAUCAGCGGCGGCCGUGAGUGACUUGAGAACCUUAUUACUAUAUAAAUGCUAUUUUUUGGCACGACACUGGGCUGUGUCACCAUCAUCGGCUGUGGGGCGUGCAGGAGCAACGAUUUUUUAUUUUUUUCUUCUUUUUUAUGUGGUUCGUCCUUGGAUGUUUUGGGUAAUUAGAACAACACCCGAAGGCAGGCCGAUUAAGGAAGUGUACGUUGUGAUCAUCAUGAUGUUAGCUUUAGCAUCUGGUAUGUUAACCAAUUGGCUCGAUCGUAGUCCUUUACUCGGGCCGUUUCUCGUUGGUUUAGUUGUCCCCGAUGGACCGCCACUAGGAUCUGCCCUGGUAGAAAAGUUUGACGGUAUACCCAAUGGUAUCUUUCUAGUAAUCUAUGUAACCAGAUCUACAAUGAGAGUUAAUCCAAAGAAGAUGUUGGCUGAUCCGUCUGCAGUCAAACAUACAUCCAUUUUUGUUAUUGCCACAUUCCUUGCCAAAGUUACAUCAUGUUUCGUGGCUUCGUAUUGGAGCAGGAUUCCAUUGAGGGACUCCUUGGCACUUUCUCUCAUUAUGAGCAGCAAAGGUAUCGUGGAGCUCUCAUAUUUCUCCACUUUCAAAGACAGUGAGGUUUUGUCGGAUGCAACUUUUAGUGUGUUGGCACUUUCCGUUCUAGUAAAUGCAACUAUAAUCCCAAUCCUGGUGAAGUACCUUUACGAUCCUGUUUCAAGAAGAUAUGCAAGUUAUCAGCAAAGAAACAUAAUGCACUUAAAACCCGAUUCUGAGCUACGCGUUGUUGCAUGUGUUCAUAGACCUGAACAUGUCUCGGCCUUGGUCGAUGUGCUUGAUAUCACAUGCCCUACGAAAGAGAGUCCUAACAUUGUUUACGCCCUGCACCUGAUUGAACUAGUCGGUCGAGACUCUCCGGUCUUCAUCGCUCACCAAAAGCACAGAAAUCAAGUUGCCGGUUCCUUCCACCACAUUUGUGCUUUCAAUCAAUAUGAGAGGAACAAUUGUGAAACAGUCACAGUGAAUGCAUUCACAGCAAUCUCUCCGAGUGAACUGAUGCAUGAGGAUGUCUGCACUCUAGCCCUUGACAAGCAAGCAUCCUUCAUACUUGUUCCAUUUCAUAGAAAAUGGUCUAUUGACGGAUCUAUUGAAGAUGAAAACAAUUCGAUAAGGAACAUGAAUUGCAACGUCCUAGACCGAGCCCCUUGCUCAGUAGGGAUCCUCAUCGACCGGAGGAGGAAAUUGUUGACGUCGUCGGCCUCAACCUACAAUGUUGGAAUGAUCUUUUUAGGCGGUAAAGACGACCGGGAGGCUUUAACAUUAGCCAAACGAAUUGCUUGUGACCCUAGAGUUAAGCUGACCGUGAUCCAUCUCAUUGCUGAUGAAAACUACAGGAAUGCCAUAGACUGGGACAGGAUGUUGGAUGCUGAGACAUUGAAAGAUAUCAAGCAAAAUGACAAUAGUCAUGGUUGCGGUUUAAAGUAUAUAACAAGAGUUUCGAAAGAUGGACAACAAGCAUCGAGGAUCGUUCAAUCGAUUGCGGGUGACUAUGACUUGAUCAUUGUAGGUAGACGCUACGGGGUGGAUUCGGUCGAAACAAAGGGCUUAUCGGACUGGAGCGAGUUUCCUGAACUUGGGGUCAUCGGAGACCUUCUUGCAUCCCCAGAUUUCAAUUGUAGGAUAUCUGUACUAGUUGUGCAACAACAGAAUUAUGUAAACUAA